Messenger RNA from Cavenderia fasciculata, 672 nucleotides. RefSeq lists its product as uncharacterized. The record is from RefSeq and is a predicted model, not a curated record. The coding region runs from base 1 to 672 and encodes 223 amino acids. The transcript has 5 exons. Lineage: Eukaryota; Evosea; Eumycetozoa; Acytosteliales; Cavenderiaceae.
AUGAGUGCACCUCCAAAACCAUCAUCAAAGAAUCCAGGAGGUCCUCUCCCUCCAGCAGGUACUGCUGCUCCAGGACAGUAUCCACCAGCUGCUGGAGGACAACAGCAAUACCCACCUCAACCAUACCAAGGUGCUCCUCUUCCCGGUCAAUACCCUCCACCAGGACAACAAUACCAAUACCCACCUCCAUUACAACAACAACAACAAGGUGUACAACAAUACCCACCUCAACCAUACCAAGGUGCUCCUCCUCCCGGUCAAUACCCUCCACCAGGACAACAAUACCAAUACCCACCUCCAUUACAACAACAACAACAACAACUAUACCCACCACAACCACAAGGUCAAUACCUACCUCCAGGACAGCAACCACAACAAGGAGUAGGACAAUAUCAACCACCUCCACCAGAUGGUCAAGGAUUCCCUGUUUCAACGGCCAAACCAGGUGUGCCAACUGUAUUAUCUCUCGUGUGUUGCAUUUACAAUGUUAAUCUAUAUUUAAUUGCUAUAAAAGAAAUAGAGAAUUAUGAUGAUGAUGAUGAUCAUGGUGAUGGUGAUGUUGACAAUGACAAAGACGAGAUACACUAUAUAAAAGCAGAUUUGAAUAGACUAAGAGUUGAUACAAAAGAUAUUAGAACACCAAAAGGAAAAGGAAAAAGAGCCAAAGAAUAA